UUACUUAGACCAGUUUGUGCAUACAUACCCAGCAAAACAAAUGCUGUUUUUUUCGUCGUUGAGGCGCCUCAAACCACAAAUAACCCCCUAUGCGUCGCAUGAGUUUCGUCGGUCAAUGCAAGUAGUAGGUUUUGCUCUUCUCACGCGCAUUCUUUUUACUAUAUAUGCCAUGCUCCUCAGACUUUUCAUGCCACUGCCAUAUGAUACAUCUUCUAUCCUUGCUUAUCCAUUGGAGGGGGACGAUUAUCAAUCCGAAUCAACGCUUAUUCGUCCCGCUUCACUCAACUACACUGGCCUUAAAUUUCUCUACUACAGAACACUCAGGGGUAUGGCCAAUUGGGAUGCCAUCUUUUUCACUCAAAUUGCGCAAAAUGGAUACCAAUGGGAAAAUUUCUUCGCCUUUUUGCCUGGCUAUCCUGUCACUAUUCGCCUCCUAUCAAAAUUCAUGAUCAGACUCUUGGGAAUUGGAAACACAGAGUCUAUACUCCUUUCUGGGUAUCUCGCAAGUAAUAUCUCUUUUGUCUUCGCCUCAUGGAUUCUCUAUAGAUUGAGUUGCAUUGUUCUUGGAGAUGAACGUUGGGCUUUCAAAUCUGCGCUCCUAUUCUGUCUAUCUCCAGCGACGCCUUUCUUUCUUGGCAUCUAUAGCGAAAGUCUCUUUGCAGCUACAGCAUUCACUGGCAUGUUCUUCUGUGCUCGAAACCGUCAUGCGUCUUCCGAGAAACAUCUUUUUAACACAUUCAUGGCAUCGGUCUUCUUCGCACUUGCGUGUACUGUCAGAUCGAAUGCCAUCACACUUGUUGGAUUCAUUCUGUACGAACAACUCAGAUACUCAUACGACAGAUAUUUGUAUCAAAAAGAAGCUCGGACCAAACUCAGCCGAAUUGUUCUGGAAUGGAUUUAUGCAGGAUUUGCAUGCUUCCUCUCCAUCCUGCCAUUCGUGUGUUAUCUGUCAUAUGGAUACAUGACAUAUUGCUCAAAUCCGGAUUCUAAGAGGCCAUGGUGCCAACGUACUAUCCCUAACAUCUAUUCUUUCGUCCAAGAUCAUUAUUGGAAUGUUGGCCUAUUCAGAUACUACACACUCAAACAAGUUCCAAACUUUUUAAUCGCCCUUCCCGUUAUCAUAUUAUGUAUAAUGGGUAUUGUCUCUUAUGCCAUCUGCAAUUUGAAACAAUUUAGUUUAGGUCUAUGUCCAGAUAAACCGACAAAAAACACCGGCGCCAUACCACCAUUCAAACGAAAUUCGGUAUUUGUCUAUGUAGCUCAAGUAAUGUUUCUGCUCUUGGUUUCUGUUCCUUUCAUCUACAUCCAAGUGCUGAAUCGCUUCAUCUUUUCGCAGUGUCCAUUUGUCUAUUGGUAUAUGGUCCACCUAUUUUCUGCAAAUAGCGGUCACCUAUGGCCCUCUCUUGUCGCAUUCUAUCUCAUCUUCUACAACCUUGUCGGCAUCUCUUUAUUCACGCAAUUCCUUCCCUGGACCUGAAGUGUUGCCUCUCUUCAUUACGUCGUACACUUUUUCUCCUGUUCUUUGCCUUGUCGUACAACACAUCAGCCAAAACAUCAAUUGACGAUUGCAAUACGUGCCAGUCAUCCUUCGGACCCCCGUGAUUGCCUCCAAAUAAUAACAUCUCGUGAUUUCCUAUGGCCACUAACACCCCCAUGUCUCGACACUUCGGAGAAUUUGGUAUACUCCAUUUCCUCCAUCUCAAAGUAAUCGUAUCCAACGUGAAAAAACUUGAAGACGUCCAAUUCGUUUCCAUCUCCUGUCCUCCCCAUACCGCUAAUUGAAAGCCCAUUCUCGCGCAACUAGAAAACGUACACACGCUUGCGUUAUCCUCCUCCUCUAAUAGCCUCCAGCACCUUUUUACCGGAUCGUACACGUUCACUUGAUUGUACUUUUCCUUCCAAGCAGCGGCACUCUUGCACCAUACGCCACCUCCAAACAUCCAUAUUUUCCCACCAAUCUCCACCAAUCUGUGACCGCUUCGCCUGGACGGAAUGUAUCCGUCGUGUUGAUCUGUGUAGUCCUCCCAUCUCAUUGCUUCUAAAUCAAGCUUGUAAAAAUCCCCAAGCACUUGGUAGUCGUUUUCGCUCAUCUGAUUAUUUCCGCCAAAAAUGUAAACAUCGUGUCCCAACAACACGCACCCGUGAUUUGACCGGCAUAUAGGCGCUUGACCACUCGUCUUGGGUAUAGACCAAGUCUGGGUAACUGUAUACAUUUUUGAAAUUGAUCUCAUUAGCUUCGCGCAGCUACAUCUUUCUAAAAAAAAUUUCACAAAAAGCAAAGUUCUCUACCACUACUCUUAAAACGCGUACCAGUGUCUAGCUUCUUCAAAUUGUUGAAGUUUGAAACCCCAUCGUAUCCGCCGAAGACGUAAAUCGACUCUUUGUAUCCAAUCGCCUGAUGUCUCGAGAUGAGCUGGAUCUCGUUCCUCGUGUGACACUUGGUGAUUUCGGAAGUUUCUGAAUUUACGUUUCACCAAAGAGGAAAAAAAAGCUGUUGGUUACCAUUAAGGAAAAAUGUAAAGCGUGUAUGGUUAUGUAUCGUACCUAAAUUCAAGCAAUGAACAUCAUUGAACCUAGACAAAAUUGAAUUCUCGCCACCUAUAAUAUAUAAAUUGCCUUCUAUUACUGUCCCUGUAUGUGCAUACCGUGGCUCAAUCACCCUUGGGUAAAAUACUUCUUUCCA
Molecule: messenger RNA, 2683 nt
Organism: Schistocerca gregaria
Lineage: Eukaryota; Metazoa; Arthropoda; Insecta; Orthoptera; Acrididae
Product: GPI mannosyltransferase 2-like
Exons: 6
Coding region: 41-1477 (478 amino acids)
Biological process (GO): GPI anchor biosynthetic process
Cellular component (GO): mannosyltransferase complex; endoplasmic reticulum membrane
Molecular function (GO): GPI mannosyltransferase activity; alpha-1,6-mannosyltransferase activity
Source: RefSeq, a predicted model, not a curated record